Clonostachys solani is the source of this 876-nucleotide messenger RNA. Lineage: Eukaryota; Fungi; Ascomycota; Sordariomycetes; Hypocreales; Bionectriaceae. The record is from the annotation of a GenBank genome assembly.
AUGGUACCGCCACAUCUCAAGCACCAGGUCAAUCCUCGAUUAUCUCCUCAUAUCUCUGGGCACCCAGCGCCACCUCCUGCAGCCCCAAAGCCCCUUAUCACCGAGGAGAACGUGUGCCCGCCCAGUCUCAGCAGUCGAUGGUUAUCAGACUUGAGAGCACAGGCCCAGAUACGGAUAUCCACUGAAGGCCAGGGACCGACAGUCAACAGUGCUAGACGGGUUUUGAGUCAUCUCCACGAGAAUUGGCUGGAUCUUCUUGCUGGAUCAGAAGGAUACUUGGUUGGCCCCCGCUGGACUGGUUUGGCUAAUCAACAAAUCUCAUGGGGUGAUAUGGGCCAUGUCAACAAUGUGAUGUACAACCGCUUUGCCGAGUCCUCGCGUCUUAACUACCUACGAGGUUUUGCUCUAGCUUCAGAUGAAGAACACAAGCAAUUCUGGCUCGAGCUAAUUACCCCACGGAGCAUCGGUUGGAUCCUAAAGAGUAUUCGUACUGAAUACAAAUGUGUGAGUCUCCUCAACGAUAGCUAUUACUAUUGCUUUGCAAUAUCUUUUAUCAACCAAACACUUACGCUGCCGCAGCCUCUUUUCUAUCCUGAUAAUAUUACGGUCCUCCAUAGGCUGGUAAACCGCCCUGACAAAGAUACAGAGAAAAUUCUCAUGGAGGCUGUGAUCAUCUCCAAUGAGAAGCAGCGUGUGGCAGCGCGCUGUUACGAGGAGCUAGUGGUCUACGACUACCGUCUUGGCCAGCGGACCAACCUGAGACCUUUCAUGGUCGAGGCUCUCCAGGAAACAUAUGACCUGCAGGAGAAAAAUCGGGGGAAAACAACAACCCAUGUUCUGAAGCUUCAGGAAAGCAUCAGCCCCCCUAGUAGCUAA